Messenger RNA from Fibroporia radiculosa, 1155 nucleotides. RefSeq lists its product as uncharacterized. The transcript has 6 exons. NCBI's taxonomy places the organism in Eukaryota, Fungi, Basidiomycota, Agaricomycetes, Polyporales, Fibroporiaceae. Bases 1 to 1155 code for a protein of 384 amino acids. The record is from RefSeq and is a predicted model, not a curated record. Gene Ontology annotation, molecular function: flavin adenine dinucleotide binding; oxidoreductase activity, acting on CH-OH group of donors.
AUGAACUCCGGCACACCGCUGGGAAUUGGCUGGAGCCAAAAUUCCAUUGGCACGAAUGGUCAAAGGAGCAGCUCUGCCACUGCGUACCUUGAGCCUGUUUAUAAUCGCUCGAACCUCGAUGUUCUGAUUCAAACGCAAGUAACUAAAUUAAUACCUUCAACAUCCUCGCACGGAUCGCCGUCUUUCACUGCUGUGGAGAUGGCGCAGAGCGCAGGCAGCCAAACGUAUAUAGUAAAUGCCUCAAAAGAGGUUGUGCUAUCUGCUGGGUCCAUUGGCACACCGCAGAUCCUGAUGCUGAGCGGCAUAGGCGACUCGAAUGCACUGAAAAGUGUUGGAGUGACACCUAUCGUUAGCCUUGAGGACGUCGGUCAGAAUCUGAUCGACCAUCCACUCCUUGCCAAUCAGUGGUACGUGAACUCGACCUAUACAUUCGAAAUGGUAGAGUACAAUGGUACUCUUGAAGAAGACCUGUUGGAGGAGUGGGCCGUUGAUGGUACAGGGCUCUUCGUCGACAAUGGCUCCAACCAACUUGGCUGGCUGCGUCUACCUGAGAAUGCGUCUAUUUAUAGGAGCUAUUCGGACCCGUCAGCAGGCCCACUGUCGCCACAGAUUGAGCUUAUUUUUGUCAAUGGGUACUUUUCGCCUGGUACUCCCUCGCCCGACUCGGGCUAUUAUAUGUCGAUAUCUACAAACGUCGUCUCUCCUUCUUCUACUGGAUCCGUGACCCUAACGUCCAACGAUCCGUUCGACUAUCCGAAUAUCAAUCCUAACCUCCUCGGUGAUCCAUUUGACAUGGCCGUAAUGGUCCAAGCACUCAAGGAUGCGCGGUCGUUCCUGCAAGCGCCUGCAUGGGCGGGGUACAUUCUACAACCGGUCGUCAGCGCAUUUGCUGAUGCAACAACGGAUGCCGAGCUGGAGGCGUACGCGCGUGAGUAUGCCGCAACUGUGUACCACCCCGUCGGCACGGCGAGCAUGGAGCCCGCACGGGGAUCUGGCGGUGUUGUCACGUCCAGUCUGCUUGUAAAGAAUACAUCGGGGCUGCGCGUGGUCGACGCAUCAGUGCUACCUUAUAUUCCGUCUAUGCACCCGCAAGGCGUUGUCUAUGCGCUGGCAGAGAGGGCAUCGGAUUUGAUCAAGGCUGCCUGGGGAGCCUAA